Molecule: messenger RNA, 2253 nt
Organism: Coffea eugenioides
Lineage: Eukaryota; Viridiplantae; Streptophyta; Magnoliopsida; Gentianales; Rubiaceae
Exons: 2
Coding region: 1-2040 (679 amino acids)
Molecular function (GO): protein binding
Source: RefSeq, a predicted model, not a curated record
AUGGAUCCACCACCCCAUCCUUCCAUGAUACCUGCAUCUAUUCAAACUGCUACAACCACCAAUAAUCACCAGAUUCACCAGAACUACCCUGAUUCAACGAACUCUUCGCCACGGUCUCAACAUAUAGAUACAUGGGAUGAACCUCUACCACCAGUUCCGGGUGCCAAAUUGCGCCUGAUGUGCAGCUAUGGAGGUCACAUUAUUCCUCGUCCUCAUGACAAGUCUCUCUGCUAUUUAGGUGGUGAUACACGCAUUGUCGUGGUGGACCGCCAUGCCUCUCUCUCAGACUUCCAUUCGAGGCUCUCCCAGACACUCCUCAAUGGCCGCCAAUUCGUUCUCAAGUAUCAGCUUCCCAAUGAAGACCUGGACUCCCUUGUCUCCAUCACUACUGAUGAGGACCUGGAAAACAUGAUAGAAGAGUAUGAUAGAAUAAACUCAGCUUCACCCUUGAAACCUCCUCGCCUUCGCUUAUUUCUCUUUGCUGUCAAGCCUGAAACUGCAGCUUCAAUGGGAUGCCUGCUUGACGAUGCAAAGUCUGAAACGUGGUUUGUUGAUGCUUUAAAUGGUGCUGGUUUGCUUCCUAGAGGACUUUCAGAUUCAGCUGCUGUUGAUAAGUUGCUGGAACUUGAUGAGCCUCGAGUAAACGUGGAUUCUGGUACAGUUAUAGAGGCUCAAACUUUGACUUCAGGUGGCAACAAGCAAGCGAUUAAUAACGCCAUUCAGGAUGUACAAUCAACAUUUUCUGAUUCACCUAUGGUUGAAACAACCUCUUCAGUUGAGUCUAGUGUUUCGUCUCCAUCAAUGUCGAAUCUUCCUCCUAUUAAGGUUAGGAUUGAUGAGACAAAUGCAAGAUUGGGUGGAUUGGAUGAACAGUUCUCUCAGAUGAAUGUUGCUUCAAAUGCGCAAAAGCAAGAUGAUCGAUCCAUUCAUAUGGGAACUUCACAACCACCUAUUCCUAUAAUCGUUGGUGGGGUUGGGGUGCAGUCUGGAGCUGUUACAGGGGAGAAUGUGACUCGCAUUAUCUCAGAUGAUGAGAAAUCAGAUCUUGGAGCACCACCUGGUGGACCCCGGAAACCUCCUCUGCCUUUGCAGUCUGUACCAAGAAAAUUUGGAGAUGCUUAUAAUUUGCCAUCACCAGAUUCGAAGCAUGCUGGAGGUUACAACUUGCCUUCACCUGAUUCUGUAGCCAGUGAUUCAAGCAUUGCAUCUUCUGCCUCUCUUUCCAAACACACAAUUUACCAGGACCCUGCUUCCUCUGCAACCAGAGAGAAUAGAAUUCCUUCUUCUGGGGUUGAUCACCAGAGUAAUAUUACGGAUCCAAGCCCUCUAUUUCAAAUGCAGCAAGUUCAAGAGACAAUGGUUCUGCCACCCUCGCAGCAAAACCAGCUCCAACAACAGUUCAUUCAAACCAGUGCACAUUAUAUCCAGCAUGCUGCAACGGGUCAAGUGCCAGUCUCAUCUUACUAUCCCGUUUAUGCACCCCCACCGCAACAGGCAAUUCAUCAACAAAUUGAUCAGCAGUAUCCAGUGUACUUGCUGCCUGUUACUCAAACCCAACCUUACAACCUAGCAGUGCAGUCCAAUAUAGUUGAUGCAACAUCAGUAGCCGCAGCCCGACCACCAACACCAACUCCAAGCUAUGUUCCUUCCACUGCUUACAAGGAAAUUGCUCCACAAAUUUACCCUGCAAAAACAAUUACAACAAAGCCUGAAGUGCCAGCCAAUUUAUACAGAACAGCUGGUACUGCAACCCCAACAUUAGUUCAAGUUCCUGCCAACCAGUUUCAGCAACAAUACUAUAGCCUUUCUCAAAUGCCUCCUCCAUCACAGUCCAUUCCAGGUGUUUCUGCAUCUGUUACAAAUUAUGGCUAUGAAUAUGCUCACCCAACACAUGAUCAGGCAUACUAUGCUCAACAUCCAACUGCAACACUACCUCAGUACCAAACAAUUUCCCCAGCUGCAGCAAUAAUGUUAUCACAGACUUCUACUCAAUUGGCUACAGACGACACCUCACAACAAAUAAGUAGCACACAAUUAUAGAUCGAACGAGGAUUCGAUUGAGGUGCUCCACUUAUUCAGGCUCUGAUUGGACAGUUUCUUUGCAGGCAAUGUGGUAAUUUGGAUUGGGAGUUGUGGGCUGUUUUGGCAUUUUGGAUGUGGUUGCAAUAGGAUUGUGUCUUUCAUGUGUCAGGUGGUGGUGAAUGUGGCUGCUAAAUUAUUGUCUAAUUACGUAUUUGUCCUUCAUAAUCAUUU